Messenger RNA from Saccostrea echinata, 4823 nucleotides. Its product is annotated as disks large homolog 1-like. Gene Ontology annotation, molecular function: kinase binding. The coding region runs from base 206 to 2764 and encodes 852 amino acids. The record is from RefSeq and is a predicted model, not a curated record. NCBI's taxonomy places the organism in Eukaryota, Metazoa, Mollusca, Bivalvia, Ostreida, Ostreidae. Gene Ontology annotation, cellular component: neuromuscular junction; postsynaptic density membrane; neuron projection. Gene Ontology annotation, biological process: chemical synaptic transmission. The transcript has 25 exons.
AUUAUUUCGAGUAAUCCGCCAUCUUUAAUGGUAAAUACGCAUCUCAUCGUUUCCUGUGUGACUUCCUUGGAUGUUUAACUCAUUUCCCGCGCACCUUGCACGUCGCCCCUUCACUCUGCACGAGUUCCACCUUUCCUCUGUCUUCUAGAUUUAGAAGCAGGUGCUUUGCAAGCCCAGGCUGCGAGGAAAAACCCUCGGAAACACCAUGCCGGUCCGAAAACAAGAUGCUCAUCGGGCCCUGGAGCUGUUGGAGGAUUACCACUCCAGACUAACACAGACACAGGACAAGCAGCUUAAAAUAGCCAUAGAGAGGGUCAUCAGGAUCUUCAAGAGCAAGCUUUUCCAGGCAUUACUGGACAUUCAAGAAUUUUAUGAGUGCACCCUCUUAGAUGACAGUAAAUCUACACAACAGAAGACAUUGGAGACCUUACAGAUAGCCAGUAAGUGGGAGAGAGAACCACCCAUCACCAGUGUAGUCCAACCAAAAAUAGAGAAGUCUGUUGCACCAGUGGAUGAAGAGUUGCCUCCCCCUCCCCCGGAACUCAGAAAUGACACCAACAACAAACCUCACGUCAUUGGUCCAUAUGAAGAUAAUUUACCUCCUCCACCCCAAGGAUCUGAAGGAGGAGAGUCAGAUUAUAUGAAUGGGGAACCUGAGUGGGAGUAUGAAACCAUUCCACUGGAAAGGGGAAAUACAGGAUUAGGGUUCAGCAUUGCAGGAGGGGCUGACAACCCUCACAUGGGGGAUGACCCCAGUAUCUUCAUCACGAAGAUCAUCCCUGGAGGAGCAGCAGCAGAGGAUGGAAGACUGAAAAUCAAUGACAUUAUUGUGAAAGUGAAUGAAGUAGACGUAUCAGAAGCUACACAUUCGGAGGCUGUAGAUGCUCUCAAACAGGCGGGCACACGAGUCGUUCUGCAUGUGAAGAGGUUAAAGGCACCUACAGAGAAUAUUCAAGAGAUACAGCUUAUCAAAUCAAAUAAGGGUCUAGGGUUCAGUAUAGCGGGGGGCAUCGGAAAUCAACACAUUCCAGGUGACAAUGGGAUAUUUGUCACCAAAAUCAUUGAGGGAGGGGCAGCAGAACAGGAUGGCAGAUUGGCUGUGGGGGACAGGCUCAUUGCAGUGAAUGACACAAACCUUGAUAAUGUGACACAUGAAGAAGCAGUGGCUGCACUGAAGGCUACACAGGAAGUGGUCAACUUGACCAUCGCCAAACCAUCUUAUAUACCAGACAAUGUCAGUCAGGACCAGGCCACUCCACCAUCUGCCAGAAAAUUAGAAAAUGUUGCUGUUGUUGCACCAACCUCUAGUCCAGACAGGCCCACAAAUGUAUCACACCACUCGGAAAACACCUACGCCAAUGAAGAUCCUGGAAGGGAUCCAAGAAAAAUUGUCUUGAAGAAGGGGUCGACGGGUCUUGGCUUCAACAUUGUAGGAGGAGAAAAUGGCGAGGGGAUAUUUGUUUCCUUCAUCCUGGCAGGGGCACCUGCAGACCUCAGUGGGGAGUUACGGAGGGGUGACCAAAUCUUGUCGGUGAAUGGGAAGGAUUUAGUAAUGGCCACACAUGAAGAGGCAGCAGGUGCUCUAAAGAUGGCUGGGGACACAGUGGAACUGGUAGUACAGUACCGACCUGAUGAGUACAACAGAUUUGAGGCCAAAAUUCAGGAUUUGCGAGAACAGAUGAUGAACACAAGUACAGGCAGUUUACGCACCACUCAGAAAAGGACACUUUAUGUCAGAGCUUUGUUUGAUUAUGAACCAACAAAAGACAGCGGUUUGCCCAGUAAAGGUUUGGCCUUUAAGUAUGGCGAUAUUCUCCACGUAACAAAUGCUAGUGAUGACGAGUGGUGGCAGGCUCGCUAUGUGACACCCGACGGCGAGGAGGAGGGAAUGGGGAUCAUUCCAAGUAAAAGACGGGUAGACAGAAAAGAAAGAGCACGGUUAAAGAAUGUUAAAUUUACUGGCAAAACCAGUGAAAAGACAAAUGGCAAUGUGCAACAUGUUAAUUCAAAUGAGAAGAAAAAGAAGAAUUUUUCAUUUUCCAAACAUUUCCCUUUUAUGAAGAGCAAGGACCACGCAGUAGGAGAAGACAUCAGUGCUGAUGAGCGUGGUGCUGACAGUGAGGCCAGCUAUCGUGGAGAUGAACCUAUUCUCUCAUAUGAAGCUGUAGUGCAGCAGGAAUUGAAAUACACCAGACCUGUCAUUAUUCUGGGGCCGCUUAAGGACAGAAUCAAUGAUGACCUCAUCUCAGAAUUCCCAGACAAAUUCGGAAGUUGUGUUCCACAUACGACACGAGCCAGGCGUGACUAUGAAGUGGACGGCAGAGAUUACCAUUUUGUAGACUCACGGGAACAGAUGGAGCGUGACAUCCAGAAUCACCUGUUUAUUGAAGCAGGACAGUACAAUGAGAACCUCUAUGGAACCAGUGUAGCGUCUGUAAAAGAGGUGGCAGAGAAGGGAAAGCACUGUAUUCUUGAUGUGAGUGGAAAUGCCAUAAAGAGACUACAGGUUGCUGGAUUGUAUCCAGUAGCCAUUCUUAUCAAACCAAAGUCCAUUGAAUCCAUAAUGGAUAUGAACAAGAGAAUUACUGAAGAACAAGCCAGAUUGACCUAUGAAAGAACCAUGAAACUGGAACAAGAAUUUGGCGAAUAUUUUACUGCUGUUGUUCAAGGUGAUACGGCAAAUGAGAUCUAUGCAAAGGUUAAGGAAGUGAUCCGCGACCAGUCAGGUCCCACUAUCUGGGUCCCAGCCAAGGAAAAGUUAUGAGCAAGUGUCAGAGGUCGUGUGGUUACUGAUGCAGAUCAACCUUUGUUUAGUGAUCGACAAACUGCCAAUGAACUUUGACAUUCUUACCAAAUCAUGUGUGAUGCAGGCCAAGGGGAACUAAUCUACAAACCUGGGCGGGCAAUAGUUUUAUUUAUUGAAGUUUAUGGUGUUUUUUUUUUACUGUAAUUGUAUCAUUUUUCAUCCUCGAUCAUGCAUUUUGACAGUAUGAGUUUUUUGUUGUAGAUUAGAAUUUUCAAGGAUUUGAUUGAUGGAAGAUUGUUAGAGAAAGCUGUAUGUCUUUUAAGGGUUUAUCUCAAAAAUAAAAAUCAAAGUCUAAGGGUUUAAACAAAGUAGAUAGUAAAAAUGAUCUGAAUUUUCAGGUAUAUAAAGAAAAUAAUUGGAGAAAUUUAACCAAGUUUAUAAUUAACAGUGAUGAUAGUAAAAUGUUGCCAAUUGUGAUAAAUUUGUAUAUAUACAUGGAAAAAAUAAUACAUAAGAAUGCUACUGGAGAAUUUUUAGAAAUGUAAUAUAUGAAUUAAUUUUACGGUGAAGAUUUUCAUGUUAAUCAUGUUGAUUAAUGAAAUAUUUUAAUUAUUCCAUUUUAUAUAUAUAUUGUAGUACAGGUUAUGAUACAACCAAUGUAUUCUGUUUGCUUCUAGUUAAAAGUUGUGCAUUAUACAGCAUUUUUUAAAUGCACUUUUCUGUAAUUGAAUGAAAAAAUGAAAGGUUAUCAAAUCAACAUUCCCAAGUAUUCCAAGUUUAAGUGACUCACUCUGUAAAGAGAGUUGUUUUGAAAUACUAAGAACACUUUGACAGACUUGUUAUUUUGAAAAACUACAACUGCAUUGAUGUGUUUAAUAAUUGUUUGGAAGAAAUUUAAGUGCUGAUUUUUUUUUUAUAAUUGUACAUACAAAAAAGCCAAGCUUUAAAUUCUUUCCUGAAAAUCUAGUUUUUCAUAUAUUGGGCAUUGAAUGUCUGUGUCGUUAGACAGCUGUAGGUUUGUGUUGCAUGGUUUGCCUACCUCGCAUGGCUCUGUGUACCAACUGAUAUUUUAUUUACCAACAGCCAAGGACCACUAGUUUUCAAUCAAAUAUUGAAGUCCCACUUGUUACUGGAGGAAAUUUCACAGUAUUUCGUCAUCCUUCCAAGAUGACCUUGUUUAGAGCUGAAACUUUAGAGUAAGCAAGCUUUUUUUUUUUUUUAAGCUACAUUGUACAUCAUCUUUGUGAGUUUUUGGAAGAUUUUUUUCUUGCCAAUACUGAUUAGGAUCUGUCUUUAUUUGUGACUACUUCAUUUAUGAUUCAGGGUGAGAUUGUGAUAUUCUACAAGUGUGUCUGCAUAAGAUGUUAGUCAUAAACACAAACCUCUGUCAUUUUCUGUAACACAUUUUUUGUGCAUUCAAACUCACUGUUCAAUAUUCAUGGCUCUCAUUACUAACCAUUCAGAUCACCUUUAGGUGUAGAUUUGUUUCUCAAUUUUGCAGUAUGAAUUGCCACAUCUCUAAAUAAUGUUUCUUAAAAACAUGUUACAAAAUUGGAGAUAUUAUGUAACAUGCUGUUUAAGUGUUCUAUUGCAGGUAAAUUGAACUUGUCAAUGUAGAAUUAAUUUUAACAAUAUGUAAAGUCUGUUUUUAUUGAGAUUUUACCAGACACAAAGGAAAAAAAUUGUCAUGUACUAAGAGAUGUGUCUUGCCUAAGAAUGCUCAGUUAUAAGUCAUGUACAUGGAUUUUUAUGCUACACUCGAGGAUUGUAUAACUUAGUGACAGGUAAUUUCAUUUACUUCAAUUGGAUAUUCUUGAAAUUUUUAGAAAAUUAAGAAUUAACAGGUUGUUAAAUAUGUGAUAUCAUUCAGGUUUUCUUCCCUAACUUCUUUUAUAUCAUUUGAUUACAAAUGGCAGUGUGAAUUUUCAGUGUUUGAAAACAAGUCUUGCUUGCUUCCAUUGUGCAUGUACAUAAUAGGAAAAUGCUUUUCAUUUGAUAUGCUGAUUUAAUUCAGGAGUCAUUUACCAAGAAAAAUAGUAUAUCAUUAAUAUAAAUUAAUAAAAUUAUUGUUGAAAUU